Salvelinus sp. IW2-2015 is the source of this 2872-nucleotide messenger RNA. NCBI's taxonomy places the organism in Eukaryota, Metazoa, Chordata, Actinopteri, Salmoniformes, Salmonidae. The record is from RefSeq and is a predicted model, not a curated record.
UGUGUUUGAUGGAUCGCGGGAAAAGAGCAGGAAUAGGCUUUUGUAGGCUACUGUCCAAGCUAUAUCUUCCAAUGGAGCGACUGAUGUUGGCAUCCAAAGAUUAUCCAAUUUGAAUAAACGCUUGGAGGUUGUUCAAAAAUCUAAAUGUGUAUUUGAAACCAAUAAUAGAUGAAUUCAAGAAAUUUAAGGUGCCUAUCAAUCAUUGUUUUUGAAACCAGGGGACAGCCAGUGAAAAAUGCGAUCUUGCAACAGCAGCAUAAAACAUGGCGGAUAAACAGGAUAAGAGUGAGCUGAAAGCAGAGCUGGAGAGGAAGAAACAGCGCCUGGCCCAGAUCCGAGAGGAAAAGAAGAGAAAAGAGGAGGAGAAGAACAAGAAGAAGGAUGGGUCUGACUCGAAGCGGGAAGGGGGUGGAGUCGGUGCAGCAGAUGACUCUUCUGACCUGGAGAAGAAGAGGAGAGAGGCUGAGGCUCUGCUGCAAAGCAUGGGGAUCGCCCCUGAUAUACCCAACACCAAGUCAGUGGGCAGCGAUUCUGGAAGCCAGGACUCUGGAGAUGGAAACUCUAGGACGUUACCCUGGGAUCCUGACACCUCUACUCUGCAGCUGCACUCUGACUCUGAACUACUGGGGCGAGGUUUUAGGCUUGGCAUGGCAAAGGUGACCCAGGUGGAUUUCCCUCCAAAAGAGAUGGUGUCCUACUCCAAGGAGACACAGACCCCCGCCGAUACACAAACACACACCCAGGCUAAACCAGCAGAGGAGGCGGAGGAGGAAGAAGAGGAGGAGAUGGUCGAUCCCAAGCCAGCAGAGGACUCCCAGGAAGAGAAAGCUGAUGAGCAGAAGCAGGAAGAAGUCCCUCCCAAGGAGCUGACUGAAGAGGAGAAGAUGCACCUGCUCAACUCUGAGGAGUUCAUGACCUUCUUCGAUCGAGGGAGCAGGAUUGUAGAGCGGGCUCUCUCUGAGCGAGUGGACGUCUGCUUCGACUACAGUGGCCGAGACCUGGAGGACAAGGAGGGUGAGAUGCAGGCGGGGGCUAAGAUGUCUCUGAGUAGGGUGUUCUCUGACGAACGUUGGUCCAAGAACAGAGUGGUCACCUGUCUGGACUGGUCUCCUCAGUACCCUGAGCUGCUGGUGGCCUCCUACAACAACAAUGAAGAUGCUCCUCAUGAGCCGGACGGAGUGGCUCUGGUCUGGAAUAUGAAGUAUAAGAAGACCACACCCGAAUACACCUUCCACUGCCAGUCUGCGGUGAUGUCAGCGGCAUUCGCCAGGUUCCAUCCUAACCUGAUUGUGGGUGGGACUUACUCAGGCCAGAUCGUCCUAUGGGACAACAGGAGCAACAAAAGAACAUCUGUACAGAGAACUCCCCUGUCUGCAUCCGCUCACACGCAUCCUGUGUACUGUGUGAACGUGGUCGGGACCCAAAACGCUCACAACCUCAUCAGCAUCUCUACUGACGGAAAGAUGUGUUCUUGGAACCUAGACAUGCUGUCUCAACCACAGGACAGUCUGGAGCUGGUGUUUAAGCAGUCGAAGGCAGUAGCAGUGACCUCCAUGGCUUUUCCUCUGGGUGACGUCAACAACUUUGUGGUUGGGAGUGAAGAUGGAUCCGUCUACACCGCCUGCCGCCACGGGAGUAAGGCAGGCAUCAGUGAUGUGUUUGAGGGACACCAUGGUCCAGUCACUGGACUGAGCUGUCACAGUGCCGUGGGUCCCGUGGAUUUCUCCCAUCUCUUCAUCUCUGCUUCCUUCGACUGGACCGUUAAGCUGUGGACCACCAAGAGUACCCGUCCUCUGUAUUUGUUUGAGGACAGCUGUGACUAUGUGUAUGAUGUCAUGUGGUCUCCCACUCACCCCGCCCUCUUCGCCUGUGUGGAUGGAUCAGGACGGCUGGACCUGUGGAACCUCAACAACGACACAGAGGUGCCCAGUGCCAGUGUGGUUGUGGAUGGGUCUCCUGCUCUGAACCGUGUGCGGUGGGCUCACUCAGGGAGAGAAAUCGCUACAGGAGACUCAGACGGGCAGGUGCUGGUCUACGACGUAGGAGAGCAAAUCUGUGUGCCCAAGGCAGAUGAGUGGACCCGUUUCGUGCGCACGCUCGUGGAGAUCAACGAGAGCCGAGACGAAGGAGACGAGCUCGCCGCGCAACGCCUACUCGCCUGAUCACCAUGGUAACAGGGUUACUUUGGGGACCACGCCCCUCUUGCUUCCAAAUCCUCCCUCUGGUUGGAGCAGGUGUGAUGUCUAUCCCUCAGGGUUCUAGAAGGUCGACAGGGUUCUGUCCACCGCUCCAACUCAAGUCCUUUUCUAAAUAUGCAAAACGUACCUUUUUACUACUUUUUAUUUGUACAUUUUCCAGACGUAUGUAUGUUCCCUAUGGUCUGACGAUGUGUGUUAAACUGAUGGUGAAGAACAGAAAAAGAUCACCCACGCUAUGCGCAUUCCAACCUUCAUACACAAGGACAGCCAUGUCCUCAUACUUUAGCAAAAUUUUUAUUUAUCCAUGCGUUUAUAUCACAUUCGGUUACACACAUUUUUAAACAUAUUACAUAUUUCUGCAGAUAACGUUACUAAUAUCCCCUACCAUUAACAUUACACCUAAACCCAAAAAUAAAGCUUUUUAAAUUAACUAAAACUAUUCUUCACGGCAAGUUAUGAACCAAAGUUUUUACUUUCUUUUGGUAAUGUACCUGUCUCUUAAUGUACCUGUCUCUUCGUUCUCCUUCCUGAAAGCAUGAAUAAUGAAAUCUUCCCACAUACGAAGAUGUGGACGCAAGCAGAGCCAUAGAUACAGUACCUCUGGAAAGUAUUCAGACCCCUUGACUUCAUCCACAUUUUGUUACGUUACAGUAUUAUUCUAAAAUGUUUUAAAU